Drosophila novamexicana is the source of this 653-nucleotide messenger RNA. It is a transcript of the gene mRpS23, whose product is annotated as probable 28S ribosomal protein S23, mitochondrial. The record is from RefSeq and is a predicted model, not a curated record. The transcript has 3 exons. Bases 58 to 630 code for a protein of 190 amino acids. Gene Ontology annotation, biological process: translation. Gene Ontology annotation, cellular component: mitochondrion; ribosome. NCBI's taxonomy places the organism in Eukaryota, Metazoa, Arthropoda, Insecta, Diptera, Drosophilidae. Gene Ontology annotation, molecular function: structural constituent of ribosome.
CGCAACGCAUGUCGUAAUACUUAUUACAAAUUAUUAUUAAAUAAAAAUAACAGAAUUAUGGCACAAAGCAGAUUGGAAAAAAUUGGCACUAUUUUUACCAGAGUCCAGGGCCUGCUGCGCGGUGGAGCCAUGAAAGCGGAGGACAAACCCAUCUGGUACGAUGUCUAUGCGGCGUUUCCGCCCAAACUUGAGCCACGUUUCGACAGACCCGCCUCAGAUAUACCAGUGCGUACUAUAUUCUAUGCGGAGGAUGUGGUUCGCGCCAAACUGCACAAGCAGAAUAAGCCCCACGAGACCAUUUCGCUGUUCGACCACAAGCGCGGCACACAAAGCCAGCAGUUUUUGCAAAUCUAUGAACAACUAAAGUCGCAGGGCGCAUUAGAUGACCAGCGCAUUUACGAAACGGCUUUGGAUUUGCUUGCGGAGCAGCGGAAACAGUCGCGCACGGAUGUGACCGAGGAUAAUCUGUUAGCCGGCGAGAGCGAGCCGGAAGAGCCCAGCAAGCGCACACUGCUCAGCGAUUUUCAAGAAGCCGGCGAGCAGCAGCUGCAGCAACAACAGACGACGCCUAGCAAAGAGAAAAAGGAAUCCACCCCGGCCAUUAACAUACAAAGCUUGUUCAAAGAUUAGGCUCCGUUUUAUGUUAUAAACUA